AUGCCACCGAAAAAGGAGGAAAAUCCCGAGGAACAGAUGCGCAGAAAGUUUCGCGCUAAAUGUCUAUUUCGCGCGCUCGGGCGACUCGUUCUCGCGAACCGGUACUGGCUCAUAGAGGGCGUUGACGAGUACAAGGGAGUGGACGACGUAAAGCGGCGAGUGACGCAAGUCAUCAGGACAAAGCAACUGAAGAAGCGGUUACUAGAUAUACAGGACAAAGCCUUGCUGAAUAAGCCUGCGGCAGAUCGUACGUACCAGGAGCAGCAAUAUCUCUACCGGAAAUUAGGUGAUUUGAAGUGCUUCAAACGAUAUCCCAAGAAUGUGAGAAGAAAGCUGGCAGCGGCGACAUACUUCAAAUACUACGGUCCGAACCGCGUGAUCGUGCGGCAGUACCACGAGGCCCACGCCAUGUACUUCAUAGUGAACGGAGACGUGACCGUGAGCCAGCUUUUCUACGACGACCUGCUGCAGCAGCACGUAUCCGUGGACGUGGACACCAUGACCACCGGGGACAUGUUCGGAGAUGUCUCGCUGCUGCACAACACGCCGAGAACGGCUACUGUCACUACUAACGGUCACUGCGAGUUGUUGGCAUUGAUGAGGGAAGACUUCAAGUACACGCUGCAGGCGCUGGUGCAGAAGCAAUGGGACGAGGUGCGGCGCGCCAUGUCCGCCUUCACUUACUUCGACGGGCUCGACGAGAUGACCAGACGCGAAGGUUGUAUAGCAGCCAAAAUGAAGUCGUAUGCGCCGAACGAGACGCUGCUCGGCGACGGCGAGGGUGUGGCCAACUUCGUGUACUUCGUACUUUCAGGGCGCUGCCAGAUGAUAGAGUCUUUGCAAGUUACCGUCACUACGCACCUCGGCCGCAACCAUUAUACGUUGUACGAUCCCUAUGUGCCGAAACAGGAACAAGAACUUUCCUUAGAAAAGAAAUGGUUUGGAAAUAAAGACCCCAGCGUAACGACAUCCGUCAUUGAUGAAGGUCCAUCGCAGCAAGGAGCGUCUAAGAUCCACGGGGUUCUGAAACAUACAACAACGCAGAGACGUGACACUCGAGAGAGUGACAUCAAACUAGGAUGGAGCCAAACCGUCACAGAAGGGCCUGGUGAUGAAGACCCGGCCAUCUCGAACAUGGUAUUGAAGCCGCCUAGCGAAAUUUUGCCCCGAGGUUCUCUGAGGUUAAGUGAUCCGAUCCCAGUUUCCGAAAUGCCACAAAAGCCAAAAGCUGCUCCAGUUAAUUUGCGAACGUAUUUCAUGCAGGUGGUCAUCUUCAACCCUGGGUCCACGUUCGGUUUCGGCGAGAACAUGCGCGACCGGCGCAUCGUCGCGCUCACGCCCGUCGACUGCAUGCUGCUGCCCAAGGUCUGGCUGCUGCAGCGGAAUACUGCCAACAUCUGGACACGGAUACAGCACUACCUCGAGAAGAAGAUACCGACAAAGAAGCACCUAUUCAAAGAGUUGGUGUCGGCGCGCCGCUGGCUCGAGUUCCGCGACCAAGUGGUGUCGGACGUGGUGGCGCGCUCCAAGGCUGUCAACUUCACUACUGUGCACGACGUGCCUUACUCGAUACGCAUGGAGGAGAUGCUAGAUAUUUAG
This is a messenger RNA of Cydia amplana, 1599 nucleotides long. RefSeq lists its product as uncharacterized. The record is from RefSeq and is a predicted model, not a curated record. NCBI's taxonomy places the organism in Eukaryota, Metazoa, Arthropoda, Insecta, Lepidoptera, Tortricidae. The transcript has 10 exons. The coding region runs from base 1 to 1599 and encodes 532 amino acids.